AUGCCCCACAUUAUACGCCAGAUGUCUAGCUGCACCGUCCCCUCUCUUUGCAUCGCCCACAUCCUCAGCUCCAACCAGCUGGAGAAAUGUCCUACUCAAGUGAAGAUCUUCACCGUCACCGGCGCUGGUGGUCACGUUGUCCUGCAGGCGCGAGCGUGGUCUUUGGUGGGGGUAGGGGCGUAUCUGCCCAUGCGAAGGGGGAAAGGUUGGCCGACCACUUUGUCGUCUUCGGGAUGGAGAAGCAAUUGUACGAAGAAUACGGGUGCUAACGAGAUACACAGACUUCAUGCGAUCCACGUUCACUCUGAAGAGUUAGAGGUGGUCCAGGGAGCAGAGGCGGAAGGGGAAGACGAGGUGGUGCUGAAAGAGUCUCAAGGGGUGGGCGUCUGGAACCCAAGAGUCAGGGUGGCAAAGGCGGUUGUCCCAGAAACCCGGAAGCUUGUAGGAAUUGUCAGCGAGGACAUGUCCGAACCCCUCACCACCAGUGUACCCCUCAACAAUUCUGAACGACCCGCGUCUUCUCCCUCGCAGACGCAUGGGUGUUCGCCCCAUCACUUCCCUCUCCUCCCCUUUCUCGAGUAUCACAUCAGCCAAUGGUCCCGCGCCGCAGCGGGUGUUGCCAACUUGCACCAGCGCACUCGAGAGGCUUUGUUUUCUACUCCAGAACGUCAUCAACGACAUUUCCAUCAUGACGCCCAACACUACAAUGAUUACUCGAGUACUGUACUCGUACCCUCUGACUCCAACGUUACUCUUCGAGCUACUCUGACCGACCUUGUGAUCGGCUUCCCACCUCUCCACCAUCUCUUUACCAUCGACAAGCCUCCUCCUCGAUCUCCUUCAUCAAACGUCAUCCCCGACACCCUGGCCGAGCACUGCGGAGCUGUGACGGCUGUCUAUGACACCCGGCUAUACACUCCCACGGCGCCAAUUCAAUCUGCGGCAUCAAACCAACCAAUGGUCAUGAUACGGAUUAUCCUUGGAGAUGGCAAGAUAUUUGACGUGUCAAGUGGGGCAUCUGGGGUGUAG
This is a messenger RNA of Cryptococcus amylolentus CBS 6039, 1029 nucleotides long. RefSeq lists its product as hypothetical. NCBI's taxonomy places the organism in Eukaryota, Fungi, Basidiomycota, Tremellomycetes, Tremellales, Cryptococcaceae. The transcript is spliced from 5 exons. Bases 1 to 1029 code for a protein of 342 amino acids. The record is from RefSeq and is a predicted model, not a curated record.